UGCGAGUCCGGCACAUCGAGCCAAGAGCCUAAGCAGUAGUUUAAACAGAGUCGAGGAACGUGCACAUUGAGAUGCACGUAACGUAUGAGCGUAGUGGCUGUAGCAUAUGAUACUGUUUGUGGCUGUAGUGGCAUUCGUGGCGUCAUUGGCGCGUGUUUGUUUUGUGCAGUAAAAGGGCAAUACAGUGGUCAACAUUUUCGAUUUUCUGAGAAACAGUGCUGCGUUCAAAGUGUACGAGCCCGAGGACAGUGUCGGCUCCCCGCGGCCCUUGCAGGGCAUGGCGGCCACCACAUACCUUCCGGCUAGUAGUGCGGUUUCAGAUCUAGAAGGAAGUGCCUUAGGGAUGAAUAUAGUUGGGGGAUACGCCGCCUCGCCCAGGUCGGCAGCGGACGCUAGUGAAAUGAAAUAUCUGCCGCAACAUCACAACCAUCACCAUCACAUAGCGAGUUCGCCGAGUCCCGGUGGACAUGCAGCGAUGUCGCUGUCGGCGGCGAAUCCCUGGGUAAGUUUGCAACCGGGCGCCGAUCCGUGGGCGGCCUCAAUGGCAGGAAUGCACCACCAUCCCCAUCAUCAGGACGUAAAGCCGCUGUCGCAACAAGCGGAGAUGAUGCACCAUCAGAGGCAGCAGCAACAGAGCAUGGGCUCGCCUCAUGGGUGGCCUGGUCCGGUCGCCUCUGCCCACUACCAUCAAGGGGGCGCCGGCUCGCCAUUGCACCAAUACCAUACGGUAAUGAACGGAAUGUUGGCGCACCACCAAGGCACCCCCCAAUUGCACCACUCGUUGCAUAGAGACAUGCAAAGCCCGCACCAUCCCCAACACCCUGAUAGGGACGUUAGUGGUGGCGAGGACGAAACACCGACCAGUGACGACUUGGAGGCUUUCGCCAAGCAGUUCAAACAGCGUCGGAUAAAGCUGGGCUUCACUCAGGCGGAUGUGGGCCUUGCGCUGGGCACCUUGUACGGAAAUGUGUUUUCGCAAACGACGAUCUGCCGGUUUGAGGCGCUGCAGCUCAGCUUCAAAAACAUGUGCAAAUUGAAGCCGCUGCUCCAAAAGUGGCUGGAAGAGGCCGACUCGACGACCGGCUCGCCCACCUCCAUAGAUAAAAUUGCCGCUCAGGGCCGCAAGCGGAAAAAGCGCACCAGCAUAGAGGUGUCGGUCAAGGGCGCCCUAGAGCAACACUUCCACAAGCAGCCCAAACCCUCCGCCCAGGAGAUCACCUCGCUGGCGGACAGUCUCCAGCUGGAGAAGGAGGUUGUGCGGGUUUGGUUCUGCAAUCGUCGCCAGAAAGAGAAGCGAAUGACGCCGCCCAAUACACUGGGCGGCGAAAUGAUGGAAGGCAUGCCGCCGGGCGGCCACAUGCAUCCCGGCUACCCGCACCAUCCAGACAUGCACGGGUCGCCCAUGGGCCAGCACUCGCAUAGCCACAGUCCGCCCAUGCUCUCGCCCCAAGGCAUGAGUCACCAGUUGGCCGCCCACUAGCACGUAGCCCACUGGGCCUCCCUUAUCCACCACAACGACAACGGCUAAUGACGACUGCCGCCCUGGGCGGCCUCACUACCUCAAAAGGACUGUGUUCAGCAUCCCUAGGCCGUUGAGGAGGCUCAAGUGGACUCACAUUGACUAGACAUAGACUCAAAGACAAGCGCGAGUGAGUACUAGUACCUUUAGAUUCUUUAGACCCGUGCGGUUUGUACCUACAAUGUACAUUGUUGUAAAUAGUCAAAGUGAUAGCCGUCGGUCGUCGACGGUACUGUAAUAUUAUAGUAUCUAGUAGAAUUUUUUUGCAAAUGGACCUUCUACAGGGCGGCGCGCUCAAGACAGCCCUAGUCCUUAUCUCCACUCAAUUCUAUCGCGAUCAUUUUCCGGUGCUCAAAUUGUCACUUCAUUAUACAGAGACUUUCCGGGUGUGGUUUUCGUAGCUUUAAAAAGUUGCCACUUCACAAGGUCCUCAUAUCUCAGUGCGUUUUGCCAGCUCUUGAUCAAUUUGCUCAAUUUACGUCGACUCCGAACAGUUUUUAACGUUUCCCUACUUUACCCAGUAGUUCAACAGUAUUGCUGCAGAUCUGGGCCCCUACGCAUUUUGCCUCCAAAGCCACUUUCGGAUUGAAAUUUGCCUUUUAUUAUUACCAGUUUUCUUCUUUAAACUCUUAGCUAAUAGAGGCAGUUUGGCACAUAUUUUACUUUCAAUAGAUUCAGAAAAGUGUCUCAACAUGAUCCUACUCAGCCUACACCUCCGCUUUCUUCAUUUACUCUCAACCCAUUAAUUUGGCAACAUUUCGUCAAACGGUGCCGAAAAUCUAUUCGGCACAGACAACAUACUCAACAUACUUUCAAUGUACAGGGUGUCCCAAGAUUUUAGGGAGUGCGUAGGCAACUCUCAAAUUUACUUGCAUGUUAUAACUUUAAAUUAUUUAAAAAUCAUCUAUCGACUUAGAAGAAUCACGGUACACUUGCGUAUCUUCCCAUGAGGUCCAAAAUUAAAUGGCACAAAGUGGGGCACCACGUACACGAUAUUUUCGCUAAAAUAGUUUCAUCCAGCUCUCAGUAGCACGUUUAAGGCAGGUAUUUAAACGAUUGCUCGACUGGCUAUCAACAUAGCAAAAAAAUCAAGAGAACUACCAAAGCAAAUGCGAACGUAUCUUGGAAAAACACAGCGAAACUGAGUGGGGUCCCAGCAAUGUUUCAUGGUACUUAGAAGGUACUUCAUUUGAAAGCACAUAGCAAUUAAAUCGUCCCCCACUUCUGGGAGUCUGUGUACACUCAAAGGCAUUUUCAGAACUUUUCUUCGUUUUUGUCCCGCUUAAAGAAUUGAAGAUGCCAAAACUGCGCAUCAUACUGCCGCAAAUUAUGAAUCUCUAAUUCAACAUCUAUAAAGAGGGUCUUUAGCAACAUUAACCGAUCUGAUUUUUUAAACCAACUAAAGAGUGCAUUUGAUAUGUGAAGAAUAGACAGCCGGGCAUUAUUUCCACCCCAGAUCUUCCGGCAACUACGUUUUCGGAUUGAUCUGGCCAGCACGAAAUCCCGAUCUAACAUCACUUGACUGAAUUCAAUCCAAAUUUUAAUAGCAUGUCAACACGCCACAGUUUUACUCUGAAACUUAAUGAAGUGACAGUGAGAGCAAUUAGAAAAAAGAGCGAUUAGAACAAACAACUCUAAUAGAAAUUGAUAUCUAGGAUUCUCUUGAUCGAACCACCUUGUAAAUAUGAUAUAAUAUAAUUCUUUAAACGCCUCCGCCUGGUUUAGGCGGAUCGAGUGCGGCCGAUGAAGGGUUCGCAAUUUUAAGUGCGAACGGAUCAACUCUAGUCCUUAAUUUUAUCAUGGCGAUUGGAUGAUGGACGUGUUCGGCCCCUGAUUGGGCGAAAUCCAGGCAAAAUGUCACGAAACAAACAACGAACUGUCCACCAAUCAAUUUCGCUUCUCCAGCUCAGUCUAGAUGUAUAAAAACCGGUGCGGGGGAGUUUCGCUCCCCCCAAAAAUACAAUCAGGAACCACUCAGCGACCGUACUGUAGAGGGCGCAACGUGAUUUGUAUUUUUUAAAGUUACUUAUUAAAUGGGACGGUUCUCGAAUGCAACAAUUUAAGUCGUAAGUUUAUAUGUAUAGAAUGUCGUCGUACAUAUUUAUAAAAGAAAUUAUAAGAGAGUUGUUUUCAGUUGUUAUUCUUUCUUUUGGUUAUUGUCGUGCAGUUUGUUUCUCACUAAUUGUUUGAAUUACAAUCUUUUAUAAGAGUUGUUGUCGAUUAAGAGCUAAAAACGCUUAUUAGAUGGUACGAAACUAGUGUUGCCUCCGUUCAAUUGUGCAGUGUGGUUCGAGCAUGUGCGCCCAUUUUUGCCUGCUCCGACCAGCUGGUAAGUUCUUAUUCAAUCUUUUUUGUUGUCGUAAUUACCGAAUAAACACAGCUAUUGUGAGGGUCGAACCCUCACACCUGUUCGACGGUAAUCCGCCCGUGUAAAUAUCCCGUCAUCGACGGGGACACUGAUUUUUCCACUUUUGAUUGGAAAACAUUCCUUUAAAUGACGCGUUUUGCUGUGUUACUUCAGACAUUCCAGGUUUCCGUAGUUUUGUGUGUUUGUUCAUUGGCUUAUUUGGUGUAAAUAGAUGCACGAUUCUUCAGUUGGUUCAAGGUUUACUCAGUUUGACUUCUUCAGGAGUGACUAGAAAGAUCAUUAAUUGCGUUUCUUUGAAGUCAACAUUAGUGUUUUUGAUGCAGCUUCAGGAAAAUUGACGCGCUUCUAAUUUAGUUGCUCGAUAUUUGCGUUUAACAUCUUUUCUUCAACCAGCGACUUUUUCUGGUUGCCAAUUGGUGCGUUUGAAUGGAAUGAAGCUAUUACUAUCUAGAUUUCUUCUAUCAGCGUCCAUCAGCUACUUUUCUUCAAAUCAUGAAAAAGCCUUUGAAGGAAUUCUAUUCCCAUUCCGAAAACCAAUUUGCGCGACUCUUCCAGUUCAUCUGCCUACUUUCGUUCCAAACUCCCUCUUUUUCAAGCUCUUUUUCCUUGGCUCUCUAGUAAUCUUCAAUUUUUCUCUUCCUCACUUUGAAUGGAGCAACACUGUUGGCACAACCAAUCGGCUCAAAUCCGUAAUAUCAAAAGUUGCAAACUGCACGAAUGCCACCGUUUGGUGGCUUAGUCUAAGUGUCAAAAAAUCCCUCAAUCUUAGAUGUUUGUUAAUUGUGCGGUGGGAGGCGGCAGACUGUCCAGUGUUCUUCAGCUCAAAGCUCAACUGUUGCCCGAUGUUCGACAUUUGAACAGAUUCAAAGCCAAAAUCGCGUUGAGCUGAUCCGGUGAAGAUGCCGGGCAGUUUGUCCGGUUAGAAACGUUAUUGUAUUGUUUUAGAAAUUUUAUUUUGUGCGCUGGAUUAUUUUAAUGUUCUUUAUUGCCGGUGAUUUACAAUAGGAGUUUUCGUUUGUUAGUAUAUAGGCAGGGUUUUGCGUCCAGUGCACAAGUUUGUAAGUUUCGGCAGGUUUUUUCCGUUGUCCGGGCAAAAAAACCAGUUUAGGCAUGAUUGCAACGACAUAAUGGCCAGCACCAUGAAUAAUCGUAUUCGGCUGACAUUUUAAUUUAUACCUGGUGUUUCCGAAAAUAAAUUGACUGAAAAAAAGCAUUAAUCAAUAGCGGAUAAAGAUCUACACAUAGAAAAAGCAGAACGGCACCGAAAAACCUGUUGAAAACCACUCGUUUUACCUAUGUGACUUUCGUUUAGUUAACUUAUGUGCAAUGAUGAUGAUAGUUUUGUUGAAUCCGAAGGCGAGCGAGGAAGACAGCGAGACGCAGCAGAAGAAGAAACCUGUAUACCGGAUACUUUUAAGUACAAGUUGUUUUAAUCUUAGAUUGGUCUAUAAAUUUUAAGGGAUUUUGUUAAAAAGGAAUUCUGUUCAAAGCUGUACACCGAAAGCGGGUCCACCGAAUAAAACCUGUUUGCCAACAGGUGUGUGUGUGUGUGUAUAGUCAUGAUCGAGUAUCGAUAUCUUCUCUCGAGGAUUUCUUUCUGUUAGUCCUCGGCAGGUUCUCUUUGCAUUUCACCAUCUAACAAACAAACUAUCGAUGCUCGAGCCUUUAACAAACAAUUCGCAAACGCUAGAAGAAAAUUUAUAAUUUAUUUUUCUGUUUUCCCCUUUGUGAAAAUGUAUAAAAUAUUGUUACAUAUUAUUAUAUAGAAAAGAUAAUAUCUUUGUGUAUAUUGUAUUUUUAUGAAUGUCCAAAAAUAAAAAAUAAAGUAAGA
Dendroctonus ponderosae (mountain pine beetle) is the source of this 5718-nucleotide messenger RNA. It is a transcript of the gene vvl, whose product is annotated as POU domain protein CF1A. Gene Ontology annotation, cellular component: nucleus. The transcript has a single exon. Lineage: Eukaryota; Metazoa; Arthropoda; Insecta; Coleoptera; Curculionidae. Gene Ontology annotation, molecular function: RNA polymerase II cis-regulatory region sequence-specific DNA binding; DNA-binding transcription factor activity, RNA polymerase II-specific. Gene Ontology annotation, biological process: regulation of transcription by RNA polymerase II; brain development. The record is from RefSeq and is a predicted model, not a curated record. The coding region runs from base 278 to 1480 and encodes 400 amino acids.